CUACUUUUUAAAUGAAUUGUAGUUUAGAGUUGUAGAGUUUUAGCUGCCUGCUGUGGGGAAACAUGAUUCAACACUUUUCUGCUGCUUUCUGUCUGGCUUUGGUUUUUCUUCCACUUCUGAGCUCUUCCUGCCCGUCACAAUGCAGCUGCUUCUAUCAUAAAUUAAGUGAUGGGUCUAAAGCACGGAGUGUGCUUUGUAAUGAUCCGGAGAUUACCGUGAUCCCUUCGAAUUUCCCCUCUGACACAUCAAAACUACGUAUAGAGAAGACAGCAAUCACACGGAUUGCCAGCAGCAACUUCCACUACCUCAACAAUCUGGAGUUUCUCUGGAUGUCUUUCAAUUCUCUCAACUCACUGAAAGCUGACAGUUUCCGCGGCCUCUACACCCUGAAUGAGCUACGGCUGGAUGGAAACUCCCUCACCUCCUUCCCCUGGGAAGCGCUCAUCGACAUGCCCAUCCUGAGGCUCCUCGACUUGCACAACAACAAGAUCUCCACCAUCCCAGUCUCGGCCACCAUGUUCAUAAAGAACAUAACCUAUCUGGAUUUAUCCAGCAACAGCCUCACAACGAUUCCUGCAGAAGUUCUCACAAUGUGGCUGAGUGUAAAGCCUUCCCAAGACAUGGAUUCCUCAAAGCUAAUUCUGGGUCUUCAUGACAACCCAUGGCUGUGUGACUGUCGACUCUAUGAUUUGGUCCAGUUUCAGAAGUCCCCCUCAUCGUCUGUGGCUCUCAUUGACACCAGGCUGAGAUGUGCUGAUCCAGAAAGCUUGUCGGGGGUUUUCUUUACCGAGGCUGAGCUGCAGAAGUGUCAGGUCCCCCGGGUGCACACGGCGGUGGCUCGUGUCCAGAGCUCACUGGGUAACAAUGUCCUACUUCGCUGUGGCACCGUCGGAGUCCCCAUUCCAGAUCUUUCCUGGAGCCGUGCUGAUGGCAAGAAAAUGAACGGCACAAUUCAGGACGAGAUUUCAAAGGAGGGCAUCAUUUGGUCCAUUCUGAGUGUGCCAGCAGUCUCCUACAAAGAUUCUGGGAAAUACGUGUGCAAGGCUACCAACUUUGUUGGCACUGCAGAUGCCAUAAUCUCUUUAGUGAUCGCUGAUUCGAUUCGUUCAGAGGAAGCAGUUGGUGGCGUUUCAAAGAGGGGCAGAGGGAAGAAGACUGGUGGCACUGGAAGAGCAGCAUACCAGGAAAAGCUCAUAGCCCGAUAUGUUCCACCUUCAACAAGCACUGCUGCUCAGCCAGUUAUCGAGCCUCUUAAUGGCAAAACUGUGACUGGGAAGUAUGAGGUUGAAAGCUACAGUGUCUCUGAUGGCGCUUAUAAGGGAGAAGGCAAAGCAUCAAACCUCCAGAAGCCAGUGGAGGUGGGUCAAAGUGCUAUGGGAAACCUAGCUGCCAACACGUCUUCCUUACAGCAGGUUCCAGAGAAGAGGGUGGUGCGUUCGGUCAAAGUGAUUGGAGACACUGAUCAUACAGUCUCUUUGAACUGGCGAGCCCCCACUGCCACAAACACUACUGAAUUCAGUGUCUUAUAUGCUGUGUUUGGUGAAAGAGACAUGCGUCGCAUUAAUGUUGGGGCUGGAAAGAACAGGAUCACCAUUGAAGGCCUUGUACCAAAGACAAAGUACAUUGCUUGUAUUUGCGUCAAAGGCUUGAUUCCGAAAAAGGAACAGUGUGUAAUCUUCUCAACAGACGAGGCCGCCAGUGCCAGCGGCACUCAGAAGCUCAUCAAUGUGGUGGUGAUAACUGUGGCGUGUGUGAUUGCUGUCCCCCUGACAUUGAUUGUGUGCUGUGGGGCACUAAAGAAACGUUGCCAAAAGAUGCUGGGGCGGCAAUCUAAAGAUUUACAGGACUCCUAUGUAACAUUUGAGACUCUUGGCCCUGGAGGCAAACCUAAAGUAAUGGAGGGUGAGUAUCUGACCAGGCUCAACCCUGAUGAAUCCAACAGGCUACUGUCUGCAAGGUCCAGCGUUGACUCAGAGGCCAUAGCAAGGACUGAAGGGCCACCUAAUGAGUACUUCUGCUAGAGUCGAACUGAAAACAAAGUGAAAUUCACAGGUAAAGUGCUGGUGUGUUCAGAGAGUCAGAAAACAUUGAUGCCUCUGUUAGAAAUGGACAUAUGAGAUUAUUCUAAAGCCUUGAGAAGAAUAAAGUAAGCCAGGUUGUCAGGUUUAACACAGAAAUGGGGAAAAUAAAAGAAAUUGGAUGGUUGGGUUAUUGGCGUACAUACCUAUAAAACAGUUUGUAUGUCAUACAUUUUUUAACCCUUCCACUGUCUUAUCGGGUGACCCCACCAGGAAAGUUGACCAUUGAGCAGGAUUGAUGGUUUAUCUCUUGAGGUCCAUGUGGCAGGGGUGAGGUGGUGGUCACUCCUCACCCCUGCCACAUGGACCUGA
This is a messenger RNA of Nothobranchius furzeri (turquoise killifish), 2390 nucleotides long. It is a transcript of the gene lrit1b, whose product is annotated as leucine-rich repeat, immunoglobulin-like and transmembrane domains 1b. Gene Ontology annotation, molecular function: protein binding. Gene Ontology annotation, cellular component: endoplasmic reticulum membrane. NCBI's taxonomy places the organism in Eukaryota, Metazoa, Chordata, Actinopteri, Cyprinodontiformes, Nothobranchiidae. The record is from RefSeq and is a predicted model, not a curated record.